Molecule: messenger RNA, 1870 nt
Organism: Aspergillus homomorphus CBS 101889
Lineage: Eukaryota; Fungi; Ascomycota; Eurotiomycetes; Eurotiales; Aspergillaceae
Product: Isochorismatase hydrolase
Exons: 1
Coding region: 60-1763 (567 amino acids)
Source: RefSeq, a predicted model, not a curated record
CUCAACCUGGUCAGAGUCAAAGCAACAAAACGAAGCCCCGUCUUACAGCCUUGGGAAUCAUGUCACCCAUGUCAUCCAUUCUGGUGGGACUUGCAGUCGGAGCCGGCACAGGCCCGGAACUGGCCGAGGUGUUCGAGCAAGUCAUCCAUGCCCUGGCUGCGCCAUAUGGGACGAAAGUCGACUUCUUCCGCUCCACUCGGAUCUACAAUUCUUACUCUUCUCUGCUGGCAGUGAACGAGACCGACGCGGUGACCGAGGAAACGCGACAGGAUACCAUCCACUACCGGCAAUUCUGCGAAGAGGCAGCAGCGCGAGGCGUGCGUGCCAUCUUCCGCACAUCGAUCUCGGCGCAGGCGCUGUACCUGGUGCGCGAGCAGCUCGAGGCUGUCAAAUGCGAGCAUUACUGGCAAAGUCCGACCGCGUCACUCGUGCUGGUUCGCGACCAGGCGCAGGGAUUCUACUCCGGUGAGAACGAGGUCCACGAAGAUGGGAGGGCUGUGUCUCGCACUGUCCACUUUCGCAAGGCUAUCUUUGACCGCAUCAUCGCUUUCGGCCUAGCUCGCGCGCGACAGUUCCUGGGGGAAAAGACGAAGGGGGCGGUUAUCGACACGAUCACUCUCGUCUACAAAUUCCACCUGUUUGAUGGGCUCUUCCUGCAGUGGGCGCGCGACUGGGAGCAGACCCACGGGGUCACCGUCCGCUGCGUGCAGGGUGACACAAUGAACCGGAACCUGUUGGCAGCCGGAGGCAUUGAGGGCCACCAGGUGCUUAUCGCCGCCAAUGAGUAUGCGGACCUCAUGCAGACCAUCCUUCUGGACCGGUUUGGACUUGGGGCCCAGGAAGGGGCGUGUGCGGAAAACAUCUAUCUGCAUCCGACAGUGCAGGGGCUGAGCGAAUGGCAGACAGCGCAUGGUUCAGCCGAUGAUCUGACCGGGCAGGGCAUUGUCAAUCCCACUGCAACGAUCCGGGCCGUCGCCGCAAUCUUGGAAGACAAGGCGCAGUGUGUUGGAGUCAAACGCAUUACGGAUCUGGCCCUCCACCAGCUGGCCCUCCAGGGCGUGCAGACCCCGGACCAAGGCGGCUCCGCCACCACCUUGGCAUUUGUCGAAGGAUUCUUGGGGGCUGCUGCUGCUGUUACAUCCGCUACGCCUCCGGCAAUCCUUUCAGCAGCAGAAUCCGACACCGCGCUGGUUGUCGUGGACUUCCAAAACGACUUCGUCACGCAAUAUCCUCAGCCACGCGAGAUGAUGCGGGUCAGUGCCAACAUCGCGCAGCUGGUGGAUCGAGCCCGCCAGGCCCACCUUGAAGUCAUCUGGGUCCGAUUCCUCGGAGAUACGGAGUAUCAGCCGCGGGGCUGGCGCCAACGGAAUCAAGAGCAACAGCGCAAGCCUUGGUGUUUGCGCGGAACGUGGGGGGCUGAGUUGUUUGGAGCGGUGCAACCUCGUGCGCAAGAGCGCCAGUUUGAGAAGCGAGCCUGCUACGACCCCUUUCUCGCUCCUGGCUUUGAACACUAUCUGCUUGAACGUCGGUUAGAGCACCUGGUGGUGGUGGGACUGUUUACAGAUGUUUGUGUUGAUGCCACGGUGCGAGGAGCCUUCCAGCGUGGUUGGUUGACCACGGUGGUGAAAGGCUGUACUGCAGGCCACCAUUUUACCGAGGAUCAAUGGCUAGCAUACAUGCAGCGGGUAUACGGCACCAAAGUCACCGAAGUCACCGAGUUGGAGGGGGUCUUGGAGCCAAGAGAGACUAAGGCUGAAGCCUAAAUGAAUACGAGGGCACUGCAGGGUCUAAAAGCUUAGCGUUGCAGUAGCAUCGGCCCUAAGUGGAGACGAAGGAGUUGAAGGAGUUGAAGGAGUUGAAGGAACUGAAG